Perognathus longimembris pacificus (Pacific pocket mouse) is the source of this 1212-nucleotide messenger RNA. It is a transcript of the gene Hmgn1, whose product is annotated as high mobility group nucleosome binding domain 1. Gene Ontology annotation, cellular component: chromatin; nucleus. Gene Ontology annotation, molecular function: nucleosomal DNA binding. Gene Ontology annotation, biological process: chromatin organization. The record is from RefSeq and is a predicted model, not a curated record. Lineage: Eukaryota; Metazoa; Chordata; Mammalia; Rodentia; Heteromyidae. The transcript has 6 exons. The coding region runs from base 120 to 425 and encodes 101 amino acids.
CCCCGCGCCCCCGCCGCGGGUCCUCCAGCAGCUCGGGCGGCGGCGUCCGUCUGGGGGAAGCCUCGUCGCGCGCUCCGGGCCCGCAGCGAACGCACGCACGCGACCCCCGCCACGCCACGAUGCCCAAGAGGAAGGUCAGCCCGGUGGAGGGGGCGGCGAAGGACGAGCCCAAGAGGAGGUCGGCCCGCUUGUCGGCGAAGCCCGCUCCCGCCAAGGUGGAACCCAAGCCCAAAAAGCCCGCGGGAAAGGAUAAAGCUUUGGACAAGAAAGUGCAAACAAAAGGAAAAAGAGGAGCCAAGGGCAAACAGGCCGAGGUGACCAGCCAGGACACGAAAGAAGACUUGCCUGCAGAAAAUGGGGAGACCAAGAACGAGGAGAGUGCAGUCUCUGACGAAGCCGAAGAGAAGGAAUCCAAGUCUGACUAACCAUACAGCAAGUCUUACUGCUGGUCCCUGUCUCCUGUCUUGUACAAUCCAGAGGAAUAUUUUUAUCAACUAUUUUGUAAAUGCAAGUUUUUUAGUAGCUCUAGAAACAUUUUUAAAAAGGAGGGAAUCCCACCUCAUCCCAUUUUUUAAGUGUAAAUGAUUUUUUUUAAGAAGUGAAAUCAUUUGCUGGUUGUUUAUUUUUUGGUACAACCAGAAAACAGUGGGCUAUUGAAUUAUGGGGCCUCGGCUGUCUUCGGUGCCGGCUUAACAUAACAUUCCAUAGGUGGGGGGUUAGUUUUCUAUCCUGCAAUACAAAGCAUUAGUAAAUGGCAAUUUUGGAGUCGCAGUUGUGCAUUUCAUGUCUUGAAUAUUUGAAAUUCUAGUCCCGUGUUGUUUUCUGGUAGAACUGUUUUCCUGAAGAAAACCACUCCUUGAUCCUUCCUGUCAGAACCGUGUGCUCUGUCACACCUCCGCUCGUGGUAGCCCCGUUUUCCUAAUUGUUACUGUGCUGUGAACGAUGGGAAACGUGUGUCGUGCGCGCACUGUGACGUUGUGACGUGGCGUGGUGGAAGUUAGGUAACAGGACCAACAUUUGAAAUAUGGGUACUUUGUUUCCUCUUGAGGAAAAUUCUCUUCCAGGUGUAAAGCUGGAAUGUCACUGGAAUACUUUUCAAAACAGUUCAUGGCUUUCAACUUUUGGUACGUGUGCUAAGAAUUGUGUACAAAUGGAAAUGUCUGUGUACUGAUCCUUUACACAACCAAUAAAACUGCAGUUAUGAAAAGGAUU